UGUCAAACAGAAAUCUACGCCUUUGAUUUAUGUGUUCAGCAAAGUCAGAAAAAAUAGUUUAAUGCGUUACUGAUCAGCAUAAAUUACCAUUGCCAAUGAAAUAACUUAACUACUGAUUUUUAUUUUCAGAAUAUGAUGGAUUGGUUUUCGUCGAAAUGUGCCUGCAUGAAAGGUCGUAGGAGGCCGGUCAUCAACUACGAGUAUUCAGAGAGUGAUUCAAAAUCCGUGUCCGACAUCGAGUUGAAGGUUUCGAGCGAGCCACCCAAAAAACUCAUUUUACCGAAGAAGAGAAAUUGUUGGAAAAUCAAGAGGCAUAUACCGAGGACAAUUCUCAGAUGGAUUGGGCAAGACGACGAAAUGAGUAUGACGAAAAUCGAAAAAACCAUAAAAGCUUCGCUACUCAUCCAGAAAUGGUACAGGAGAUAUAUGGCGCGGCUGGAAGUGAGACGGCGUUACACCUGGACAAUUUUCCAGACUCUGGAAUACGCGGGAGAACAGGACCAAGUGAAGUUGUACAACUUCUUCAAUGCAUUAUUGACACACAUUCCUCAGUCGGAUCGAGAGAUCGAUUCUACUGAAACUUCUAGAAGCUCUUCCUUAGAAAAUCUUAAUUUACAAUUUGACGAUGAAUCUCCAGAUGAAGAAUAUUACGAACCAGAAGAAAAGAGGAAAUUAUCAAACUUCAUUCUGGAGUAUCCCUAUACGGAAAAAGCUAUCCUUCAACUGAUAGAGAUAUUUCGAAAACAUCGACAUUUUCGACUGCCACCAAAAGACGUAGCAGACAUUCUGAAGAGAUCCAUCAUAUCCUUGAAAAAACUACCCAACAUCAACAUUGCCUCAACGGGGAUUUCAAAACAAUUGACGGUGUGUGGAGACCUCCAUGGAAAAUUUGAUGAUCUUCUAGUUAUCCUACAUAAGAAUGGCCUUCCGUCUGUGGAUAAUCCUUAUGUGUUCAACGGAGACUUCGUGGACAGAGGAAAAAGAGGUCUGGAGGUGUUUCUGAUACUUUUGCUUUGCCUACUGGCUAUUCCCGGAGCAGUUUAUCUCAAUAGAGGGAAUCAUGAAGACAUCAUAAUGAACCAAAGAUAUGGUUUCAUACGGGAAGUUCAGUCAAAGUACAGGAAAAAUCAUGAAAAACUAUUGAAACUCAUCGAAGGAGUAUACAGGUAUCUUCCUUUGGGAUCGAUUGUCAACAAUAAGGUACUGAUAGUUCACGGAGGAAUUUCGGAUAGUACGGAUUUGGAAAUGAUCAGGAGUUUGGAUAGGGGCAAGUAUGCUUCACUGCUACGCCCUCCUUUAAGCGAGAGUUCAGCUCCAGGAUCUGACGUUAUCAACAAAGUAGAAUGGAAACAGGUUUUCGAUAUCCUGUGGUCGGAUCCCCAAGAAAACAAGGGUUGUGUUCCAAACAGUUUACGUGGAGCAGGUACUUAUUUCGGUCCAGAUGUCACAAAAAAGUUUCUGGAACAGAACAAGUUACUUUACAUCAUCAGAUCACAUGAGUGCAAACCUGAUGGAUAUGAACUUUGCCACAAUAAUUCUGUAAUAACAAUUUUUUCUGCAUCAAAUUACUAUGAAGUUGGGUCAAAUAACGGUGCAUACAUGAAGCUAGUCGGUCCAGAACUCGACACACACUACGUACGAUACAUGGCUAAUUCCGGCAAGAGAAAAUUGACUUUUUAUCAAAGAAUGGGAUUAGUUGAAUCUGGAGCUGCCAGAGAACUGAAAAUGCAAAUCAUGAAUAAUAAAACGAAGCUAGAAGAAGCUUUUGCAAAAGCUGACCCUGAAGAUACAGGUUACAUAUCAAUAACCCAGUGGUGCGUAGCUUUACAAGAGGCUACAGGAUUGCAACUUCCUUGGAGAAUGCUCAAAGACAAAUUAGUUACUAUAGACCCGGACACAAAUCUAGUCAAAUAUCAAACAACAUUCGAUGUUAAGAGUGAAAAAUUGAAUUCUGUGCAAGGUGCCCAUUCCGUUGUUGAAACUCUAUACAGAAAUAAAACCAGUCUAGAAGCAAUAUUUCGUAUCAUAGAUAAGGAUAAUUCAGGUUAUAUAAGCCUCGAUGAGUUCUCUGAUGCUUGUAAUCUAAUAAAGGAACACAUGCCUUGUCCGAUGACUGCGGAACAGUUAGAAGAAAUAUGCAAACUGAUGGACUUGAACAAGGACGGUUUGGUAGAUCUGAACGAAUUUCUCGAAUCGUUCAGGAUGGUGGACCCAGAAAGCAAGCAGAAGAACCAACCAGGUUCACCAGAACCAUCCCAAGCGAAUAACACGAGCCAAAAUCACAAUAAUCUUCAACCAAGUGAAAAUCAAGAGCCUCUACAGUGCCCUCUAUUAACUCCGCCCCAAAAGCUCACUUUGAAACCUUUGUCAGAAAAUGCCUCCGCAAAUGGGAUGCCAAAAAUCAAAGACAAAAUCCAAGAGAAAGAAAGCAACAUCAAAGUGCAAAUACACAGUCCACCCAAAGAUGAACCCGACAUCAACGACCAGAUACCGGUGACACAUAAUAAUUUGCAAAUGUCUCCAGUAUUGAGUAGCAGAAGAGGUUCUCAAAUCUGAGGAGGAUGUUCAUAUCAGAAUCUGAGGGAACAAAAUAAUUUGGUUCAGUUCUCAAAUACUUGAAGGGAAUACCACACUACGGUGGUACCAACGAGUGUAGAAUUCUCUUCAAAGGUUUUAUGUGUCAAGUAAUGGGGUCAUUAUUAUAAUUCAGUGCGGAAAUCGGUGAAAGGAAUUAUAUUUCGAAACAUAUGUCUGAAAACUUAGUAUGGAGAUGAUGUCUAGCUGACGGUGUUUUCAGGGGUUGUUUUCAGAUCUAAUACCGUUUACAACAAUAUGGAAAAUUGUGAAUCAGUCCGUUUUUUCUCUAAAACUGAUAUAUAAAAAGGUUUUAGGGCUGGAGAAACUAUUUAUUGUACGUUUAUGAUUCAGGGAACUGUUUGUGAGAAAAUUACACAGGUGAAGUACAGUUCAGUAACUGAAUAGGAUGGUAACGAUAUUUCUAUAUUUCUCCUGUAUUUCAAUAGAAACGUUGAACAAAACAGUAAUGCGAAACUAUACUAUGAUUCUUCUUAGAUCGAGAAGAUAUGUAUUACCAUAGCCUGGUGAGAACAAGAGGAUAAUGGCCAUAUUAGUCGAUGCCGUUAACACCAUUGCCGUUGACAUCUGUCAAUUACUAUAUAUCAUUUGAUGAUAUAUUGAUAAUGUCAAAAACUAGAUUUUUACGUGGUGGUAGCUUGUCCCGAAACCGAAUGGGAAUGAACAAAAAACUCACCAGUCUAAUUAAUGGUGAAACUAGGAUAUGGUGAAAUCUGAUGUGAGCUGAGUGUUCUUUGAAAAGAGUUUCAAUGGCCCACUUAGUCUGACCGAUAUAUUUGUUGGAUAUAUUUCUUAUAUCCCCCAGUUUUCAUUUUCCAACAACUUGUCUUCAGGGUUACCAAACAUUUGUUGAGUCAAAAUAAGCAAGAAGUAUUGAAGGUUACUUUCAACUCUUCAUUAGAAUAAGGUCAAAUAUUAUUACAGCUGAAUGAAGGACAUUAUAUCGGAUAAAUUGAAAUGACUUUAAUGAACACCAAUAUAUGGUCUGGUUAAUACUAGAAAGUCAUGAUUCUCUGAAUAUCGAUUUAAAUGACAACUUGAACUUUCGAAAGGUUUAAAUAUACUUCAGAGUUCGUCUGAGAAAUGAACAAAGCAAAAUCGAUAAAGAAUCUGCUGAAGUGGAAUAAAGGGAAAACUGUAAAGUUCACUUCGAAAAGUUACUGAACCACCGAAGAGUCCAGUUAGUCGGGGGAUUGGCUGUCCUUGUUCAUCUUUCAUGGCCUGAAUCACUGUGCAUGCUGUUUU
This is a messenger RNA of Leptinotarsa decemlineata (Colorado potato beetle), 3840 nucleotides long. RefSeq names its product retinal degeneration C (gene rdgC). Gene Ontology annotation, molecular function: manganese ion binding; protein binding; calcium ion binding. Gene Ontology annotation, biological process: detection of stimulus involved in sensory perception. The record is from RefSeq and is a predicted model, not a curated record. Lineage: Eukaryota; Metazoa; Arthropoda; Insecta; Coleoptera; Chrysomelidae.